Molecule: messenger RNA, 1068 nt
Organism: Penicillium brevicompactum
Lineage: Eukaryota; Fungi; Ascomycota; Eurotiomycetes; Eurotiales; Aspergillaceae
Product: putative NAD binding Rossmann fold oxidoreductase
Exons: 2
Coding region: 1-1068 (355 amino acids)
Biological process (GO): NADPH regeneration
Cellular component (GO): cytoplasm
Molecular function (GO): oxidoreductase activity; nucleotide binding
Source: RefSeq, a predicted model, not a curated record
AUGCCUGUUCAAAAACUUCAAGUCGGUAUGGCCGGCCUUGGCCGCGUUGGCAAGCUUCACGCAAUCAACUUCCUUCAGAAGACCCCUCGCGCAGAGCUCGUUGCGGCUUUCACCCCCGACGCUGGCGAGAUUGCAUGGGGCAGAGUCAACUUGGAGCCCCACGGUGUGACCUUGUACACCAACUACGAUGAGAUGCUCACGCACCCCGGUCUCCAAGCCGUUGCCAUCGGUACUGCCACCUCUGUGCAUGCCGAAGAGGCUAUCAAGGCCAUUGAGGCAGACCUCCAUGUGCUUUGCGAGAAGCCCUUGUCUACUGAUGUCGAAGUGUGCAGAUCAGUGGUCACAGCUGCUAAGAAGAAGCCUCAUCUUAAGGUGAUGUGCGGGUUCUCUCGUCGCUUUGAUGACUCCUACCGCGAUGCCCAUGCCAAGAUGGAGCAGGGUCUCAUCGGUCGUCCAGCCAUUAUUCGCAGUCAGACCUGCGACAAGUUCGACCCCUCAGGCUUCUACGUUGAAUACGCUGCCUGGUCCGGCGGUGUCUUUGUCGACAUGUCCGUCCACGACAUCGACCUCAGUCUGUGGUUCUUUGGAGACGAAGUCCUUCCCAAGAGCAUUUCCGCUCACGGCAUCACUGCCGUGCAGCCCGAGCUCAAGAAAUACAACGACUACGACAAUGCUGUGGGAAUUGUGGAGUUCUGGAACGGCAAGAUCGCCUACUACUAUUGCUCGCGCAUGAUGGCCGCCGGUCAGGAGGAUACCACUGAGAUCAUUGGUACGGAGGGCAAGUUGACUGUCAACGGAAACCCCCAGCGCAACUUUGUGAACCACUACCACAAUGGAGGUAUUACUCGCGAAAUCCCCCACAACUUCAUGGGUCGCUUUAGCCCUGCUUUCGUCCAGGAGGCGAAUGACUUCACUGCCGCUUGCUUGGAUAACACACCUCUUCCGAUGAAGUUGACCAAUGCUGUUAAGGCGGUUGAGAUUGGCUCAUACCUCCAAGAGGCACUUGUAUCAGGAAAGCAGAUUCACUUUGACGAGAUUGGUCGACGCAUCGAGAAGGCUCAGCUUUAA